This is a messenger RNA of Oryza brachyantha (malo sina), 818 nucleotides long. RefSeq lists its product as uncharacterized. The coding region runs from base 1 to 558 and encodes 185 amino acids. Lineage: Eukaryota; Viridiplantae; Streptophyta; Magnoliopsida; Poales; Poaceae. The transcript has 2 exons. The record is from RefSeq and is a predicted model, not a curated record.
AUGGAGUUCAGGAGUUCUGCUGGCGAAGAGCAGCCCGCUGGCCUCGGGGCCCUCACGUAUGCUCGCGUGAUACAACGCUCUGACGGCGACAGCAGUGUACUCGCGGACGACGCGCUACUGCAAGCUCCAGGCGCCGCCGGCGCCGGCGGGGCAGCGGACGAGCAGCAGCAGCAGCAGGAUGAGGCACGGAGCGUGCGGUGCGAGUGCUGCGGGGUGGCAGAGGACUGCACCCCGACGUACAUCGGCCGCGUGCGGGAGCGGUUCGACGGCCGGUGGGUCUGCGGCAUAUGCGCGGAGGCGGUGAGCGAGCUGCGCAGGCGCGACCCGGCGCUGGCGGUGCGCGAGGCCGUGGCGUCCCACGCGGCGCUGUGCGCCGAGUUCAACGCCACCGUGCGCGCCAACCCGGCGCUCUGCCUCGCGCGUUGCAUGCGCAACAUCGUCAGGAUCAGGAUCAGCUGCCGCAGCCGGAGCGGGGACGACUCCUCGCCGUCGCCCGCUCCAGACGGUGGCGCCAUGAUCGGUCGUAGGACCCAGAGCUGCGCGCUGCCGUAUGUUUGAUCGCAUCGCGGCCCACGUACCGGAAUGAAUUACUUCUGUGACGGACCAACUAUAUAUUGCCAAUGAUCGAGCGCGCCAGAAAGUGUUCUCUGAUGGGUGAUUGUAGUUACCAAACAAUCUACACCGAUCGACGUGAACUUAAGUUGUCUUCGCCUUCUGUUCUACCCAUAUAUCUCAGGGUUAGAGUAUUAGACCACUGUAUCGCUUUCAGGUUAACACGUAUAUUUUCUAUGAUCGUGUAAGGUUACCGGCGGAUUGUG